Messenger RNA from Patiria miniata (bat star), 3880 nucleotides. Its product is annotated as nicastrin-like. Bases 162 to 2270 code for a protein of 702 amino acids. Gene Ontology annotation, biological process: Notch receptor processing; protein processing. The record is from RefSeq and is a predicted model, not a curated record. Gene Ontology annotation, cellular component: membrane. NCBI's taxonomy places the organism in Eukaryota, Metazoa, Echinodermata, Asteroidea, Valvatida, Asterinidae. The transcript has 16 exons.
GGGUACUUUUGCAUGGAUUUUUGUGGAGCACAAAAAUUGCUUUUCCGGUCCGGUCGGUCGGUGACGUUCAUCGCGAAUAUUCGUCACGCUUGUCUCAGCUCUUUGCUUGCCAGCCUAGCCUACACUUAACAGCUUAAUAGAGGUAAACUCAACCGGCAAGGAUGUUUGGUUUCACACUGCAAUGCAUUUUUGUUUUGGGGCAGAUUUUCCUAUUCGUGUCUGCAAGGAAGACUCGUGAUAUGAUCUACACUGAUGUGACUGGCUUUUCUGCUUGUGUCAGGAGAUUCAAUGCUACUCACCAAAUUGGAUGCUCAAGUGAUUUUCAUGGCAAUACUGGUGUGAUUCACUACAUGGCCAGUGUGUCUGACGUUCAGUGGUUGCUGGAUGUUGGUCCCCAUAAACCAUACAUUGCACUCAUGGAACCACAAGUCUUUCUUCUCCCUACUGUGAAUAAACUGACAAAGUCUGGUAAAGUAUCAGGUAUCAUGGUGAUUAACAUCAACUCAAGUCAGGUUAUUGAUGAGGACUUCUACUUCUCUCCAGAUCUCAAGUGCCCUAAUGACAAUUUUGGAUUCUACAGUAGUGACAACAUCAGCAGUGAGUAUGCCCACUGUGGCAGUGUGGAAUGGAAUCCUGCUGGGAAUGGCAUGAACUUCAUGGAUUUUGAUAUACCCAUCAUAUCACUCUACAAUGAGACUGAAGUGCAGUACCUCAUUAAGUGUUACAAGGAUCACAAUGAGCCAGUGAAUAAUCGUGCACAGAGUUAUCCAUUGUGUGCUGCUGAGCUACAUUCCUUCAUGUUUGGUGCUAAGGAUACACCAACGUGUAUGAGACGAACCCAGCAAACUACUAAUCUGGAAGUUUCUGUUUUUUGUGAUCCUAUUGGUGAUUUCAAUGUGUGGAUGACAUUGAAACCAACAAACAAAGAUAACCCACUGCAGGAGCAAUCACUCAUAGUCGCUGCAGCUCAGAUUGAUUCAUUCUCGUUGUUCUACAAUGUUCAACCUGGUCGUGGUGCUGAGCAUGCAGCUAGUAGCUAUAUCACACUUCUGGCUGUAGCUCAGGCACUCGGUGCACUCAAUACCAACAUCAAGCAGAACAUGACUGAUAUCAUGUUUGCCUUCUUCCAAGGGGAGAGCUAUGACUACAUUGGAUCAUCUCGGAUGGUGUAUGACAUGCUGAAUGGUAGUUUCCCUUACAUUCCUGAUGCAUCCAAGACUCAGCCUGCUUUCGUCACAUUAAAGGAUAUCCGUUAUUUCUUGGAAUUAAAUCAGCUAGCCCUUGUGAAGAAUGGCAAUGUGUACGCACACAUUGAUCCCAUCACCUAUCCACAAACCAAAACUCAGACUGAUGAGCUGCUAGAUAACUUACAGAUGGCCACAUUUGGUAACAUCACCAUUAAGAGACCAGACAUUCUUAAUCAGCCUGUGCCCCCAGCAUCAUUCCAGCAGUUCCUACGUAGUAAAGUCAAGGUACCAGGUAUUGUCUUGACUGAUCAUCAGACUGAGUAUCAAAACAACUAUUACAACAGUAGGUUUGAUUCUCCCGAGUUGAUCAACAUUGAAGAGGAUUACACUUCCCAAGUGUCUCCAUUAGCAGUGGAGUUAUCUGAAAUAGCAACAACUGUUGCAAGGGCCCUGUAUAAGUUGGCUAGACCACAUGCAACAGAUGAAGAGUCCAUCCGUGCCAAUGUAUCAACUAUCCAUGAGAUGUUAUAUUGCUUUCUGGUGAAGGCAAACUGUCCACUUUUCCGCUCAGUCGUGUCUAAGACGGAAUCUGAGAGACUAUCAAAUGUUUCAUAUGAUGCCUACGUGGGUGUAUUUGGGACAGAUCAAGGGUCUUUGGGAAACUUUGUUUAUCGUUUGCUGGGAUACUUCACCGGGAACCUGACAUGGACAGAGCAUAAUGAUUCCGAUGAAACUAAGGACCAGUGUAAAGAUAGUGACAGUGAUCAGAUAUCCCAUUAUUUCUUCAUGCAAGGACCGAAUCCCGAGGAUGGCUAUGGCUACUGUGUCAAGAGUAAUGUGAAUCUAGCCAAGGCUCAAUCUCCAGCAUUCAUUGAUGGCCAAGAAGAUUGGACAUCCACUCAGUACUCUACAUGGACUGAGAGCCAGUGGUCUUCCACUGCCUUCUCUGCAAGAGUUUACCUUAAGCCAAGUCCAGAACAAGAGAGUGUGAUUUUUUGCCUUGGUAUGGUAGUGGUGUUAAUGUCUCUGCUAGUCAGCUAUUUCUUCAAUGCUAGAGCGAAUAUACUCUUCUCCUCAAUAUAAGGAGCCAGAUGCAUCAGCAUUGGACAGCACGUCUCUUGUUCAAUAAGGGCUUUCUGGGUUGUAUAUUUUUUGUAAUAGGUUAUGGUACCUAUGUAUCUGCUCAUUGGAUCUUUGUGCUCUUAAAAUGAUUGAAAGUAAGAAUGUAUUUAAACUAUUGAAUCCAAAGUCUAAGAGUUAAAGAUGAAGCAUAAUCUUUGUAAACCUAACAUGAUGAUACAUGUACAAUCAUAAGGAGGUCUCAGUGUUACAACUGCAGUCAUGGCCAGAAUGUAUUGUAAUCAAGAAAGUCUUGAAACUAUGCACAACAUUUAAGAUACAUGGAGAGUGGACUUUUCAAAUCAUUCACCGUACUGCGAAGGCUUGCAUGGACAUAAAGUACUCAUUGUACUACAGUGUACAUGUAUUCUUGCUUGAAAUUGAGGGUCGAAUUGAAGCCUAGGGCUUAUAUGAACCAUCAAAUCUCGGUCAAACUAAUCUGAUCUUAACUUCAAGAGGGCAUGAGGUUGCAGAAUAGAAAUAAUAGAAGAAAAUAGAAGUUGAUGAAGUAACAUAGAAAUUAAUAAAUUAAUAUCUUGGGGUGAAUUUACAGCUGUGGAAUUUUCAAACAUUAUUAAGGCUGCUUUUAAAAGAAAUGAGAUGCAGGAUGUUUACUGCGUAACCCUGGCAAUGACUACUGAGUGAUUACACAAUAAGUGAAGUUAACUGAAGUAUACCAUUAAUUAUAGUUUGGCAACUAAGCCUAGUUUGUAAACCAAAUGUUUGUUUCUGGUUAAAACUGAACCAUGGAGUGACCAAGUAAACGUGUUCCUUUGCGGUUUUGUAAAGUGUAAAAUAUAUUUUAUGUCUGAUUAUAAUUUUUAUUUGAUAUUCCCAUUUUUCAAAGAGCUAAAUGGUUUUAUAAAAUUGCAACAAUUUGUGUUAAUCAAGUUUGAAGUAAAAUAACGUUUAAGUCUUGUAAUGUUUAUUGAAUCAGUCCUUACCAUUUGAUUCUCUGGGAAAACUGAAACACAUUGUGUGGGCAAAGUGUUGUAAAAAGUGUGAUUUGUGUUUGGUUGUACUGUAGUUUCAAUGUUGCAUCCAUUCAGCCCUGCCCUCUGUGCACAUCUGGAAUGCCACACUGCAUGAAUCAUGUCUGUGAUACGGUCAAAGCAUCAUGGGCAGCAGCUUAAUGGAUCAAUAGUGUGGAGAUUAAAUGAUAACUUGAAUUUUUUUAUAAUGUAACAAUUAUUUUGUCUAAAAUUCCUGUCACUUUGGCCCCCAAAAAGGGCAUAUUUCAUGUAGUACAUGUACAUGAGUGAUGGGCACUCAUAGCACUUGCCAUAAAAUGUCCAACCUUAUAACCAGCAAUUACACAGCACAUUUUAUGUCAGAAAUAAGUUCACAAUUUAUGUAGACGUUGCCUCUGAGAACGAAACUGGAAGCCACUGAAGUUCCUCUAAAAUAGGAGUAACAUGAAAGCGCUUAUUCCUAAGAGUUAUUUUCCUCGCUUGCCAUGUUUUGGAGUCGGUGCAGUCUGGCAAGCUGUGCACAACUCAGAUUGAGCAAAUGGCAGUUGCAAAAAUCAAUGUACAUUGUAUAUAGUCUCUCACAGAAUAAAAGUGGAUAGUGUA